Pichia membranifaciens NRRL Y-2026 is the source of this 2371-nucleotide messenger RNA. RefSeq lists its product as hypothetical. The record is from RefSeq and is a predicted model, not a curated record. The transcript has a single exon. The coding region runs from base 1 to 2226 and encodes 741 amino acids. NCBI's taxonomy places the organism in Eukaryota, Fungi, Ascomycota, Pichiomycetes, Pichiales, Pichiaceae.
AUGAAGUUCCCAGAGUACUUGUUGCAAAAGAAGUUUCCUUCUUACGCUUGGUGUGUUUUUCUGCUUUCAACAUUCUCUUUCUAUUGUUACAGAAAUAUCUUUUUACAAUCUGAAAUAGGUUUCAAGUUGCCUACCAUAAAUUUAGUCUCGGCGUUGAAUCAUUUUGAUGUUUUUGUAGUCUUGCCAUCUACAGAAAGAUUCGACCUAUAUGUGAAUUUGGCGAAAACCUUUGAAGCAUAUAAAGAGGACUAUCUAGAGCACUAUAAAGACUACAUACUUUUGCUUAAUAGUUACUUGAUACUAGGAGAAUCUCAAAUAGCAUUGAAAUACUACGCCUACAAGUACUACUUGAAUGAUGAGUACAAAGAGACGGAUUCUUUUGUCCUAGGGUCGCCCAUCGUCGAGUUCAAUCAAAAUUUCAACAAUCCAGUAGAGCUAAGUACAAAUAGAGAGCACAAUUUGAUCAACAAACACUAUCAUAACUUUGGUAUAAAGAAUAAUAAGGAAAGUUGCGAGAUGUUUUUCAAUGAUUACAUAUUCCCGUUAUAUAAGUCGCAAAGCAGUUGGAAAGAAGUCGAGGUUGCGAAGGCAAUGUCAACAAUUUUAAACCAAUGGACAUUGGCUAAGCGUUUACAAAUUGUUUGUUUCAUUGGAUCAUUGAUUCUAAUAGCGCUAUCUCUACUUUGUUUCACCCUCAGCAAAACAAAACCAAAUAUUCUUAUGAAAUCCGUCUGGGGAUACGUUUUGGUAAUAUCUUACUUUUUAGUUUUUGCAGUUAUGCUGGUCUUGACAUUUGUUUGCCUAUCAAUUACCAUAGUUACCUAUCGUUCUAACUUGAACUUCAAGGGACUUCACAACACAAGUUUCAACGUCUUGCAACUUGCUUGGCUCUGUUUCAUAGAAUACAUUUCUUUGAGCUGGGUAGUUAACUUCAAGAUUAAGAACGAUGCGCUAGACAGAGAAAAGGAGCUUGAUAAUGAAAACGACAGUCUAAAGGGCCAACUUCUUGCUCUACUGAAAACUUCACUGAGCUCUCAAGACUCAACCUCUGUGCUUGAUACAAGCAAAAAGGAUGCACAGACAGGUGGUGUUAAAGAUCUUCUAAACUCUGGGUUUAAUGCUGUGAGACCAAUCUUGACAACUGUAAAGCGAUUAAUGACACCAGGAAAAGAACUUCUAGACGAUGAUAAGACUGGGAACCCAUCUGGCAGCAACAGUAUAACAGUCGAAAGCUACAAUGGCCCGACUAUGGAAGAUAUUGAGAGAAUUAUCCAGUACACAAACAAUCAAAGUAACCUAAAUACUGCUGCUGCAGAUUUAAACGAAGUUCCUGCUGCAACAAAAGAGAUUCCAAUCGACCAACCAAUAACAACUGAAACAAAAAAAAACCUUUCUAAAGAGCCGUUCACAAAUUUCAAGGCUUUGAAUGUUGUGUCUGCUAUUUCCACUAGUCAUCCGGAUUGCUCACCCUUCACUAAAAGCAGUGCUACCGGGUCUCCUGAUUAUAAAUUUGAUGUAAGAUCCUCAAAAGAAUCAAUAAGUAAGAGUCUGGAAGAAAAACGAGCCGGGUUUUAUCAGCAUGCAGGAUAUUUGUUAAGUACCAAAUCUGAUGGCGAAAGUUUCAUUUCUGAGAAGCCUCCUCGCUCAGAGUUAUCAAGCAAGCUCUACUACAAGAAAAGCUCAAGGUCUCCGUUGACUCGAUCUUCAAUAAAUAGCGGUAAUAUACAUUAUGAGCUCAACACUAAGAGUGAAGAUGUUAAUAUCAAUUCGGGCACGACAGCUACACCAGACACAAAUAUUGAAUGGGAAAAAAAGUUUGGAUUGUCAAGUGCAAAAUCUAACGCAGAAACUGUACAGGUUACACCUUCAGGUGAGACUCGGAGUCACCACAGUGCAAUGAGCUCAAAAUAUAGUGGAAGAGAAAAAGUUCAAAGCCCAAAACAGUUAGCCAGUGGUGGCACUAUAAAGAGUAGCCCAAAAAGGAAAAUUGUAAGGGAUGUUGCACCAAAGGAGAGGAGUAAAAGUAAAUACGAAUUUUUUUUGCCAAGUACAGGAGCAACGUCGGAAUACACAGACACUUCGGUUGCAGGUGAAGAAGGUAUGAAAGUAUCUUCAAGUGCGGAAGAGAUAGACCCAAGCACUGCCUCCGUGAGAGAUGGAGAUCAGCAGGAAAGUGUCUUUUCUAUUGAUCGUAUUGUCCGUGAACAAAGCUUGAAGCAAAAAUAGAAAUAAAAAUAAGAAUAGGAGGUUGGCCUAUUUGUAUAGAUUGACAAAUAUAAUAGUAAUAUAUAGAUUGUACAACAAGCAUUGACACUCUAGAGAUGUUACGUAAGCGGACGGACUCCUGGCGGUCGAGUCCGGUAAAUUUAAC